This is a messenger RNA of Homo sapiens (human), 7647 nucleotides long. RefSeq names its product synaptic Ras GTPase activating protein 1 (gene SYNGAP1). Gene Ontology annotation, molecular function: GTPase activator activity. Gene Ontology annotation, biological process: maintenance of postsynaptic specialization structure; negative regulation of Ras protein signal transduction; modulation of chemical synaptic transmission. Gene Ontology annotation, cellular component: dendritic shaft; postsynaptic density; glutamatergic synapse. The record is from RefSeq and is a predicted model, not a curated record. Lineage: Eukaryota; Metazoa; Chordata; Mammalia; Primates; Hominidae. Bases 1914 to 5864 code for a protein of 1316 amino acids. The transcript has 19 exons.
GGAGUAGGGGACAGGUUAGGAUCCUGCCCCAGACUCUGACCCUCUUAAAGGCUCUUGACCAGUAAAAUGUAACCUCUGGGGUCUUAAUGCUGUCUUCACUUCAUCACUUUUACCCCCUUCCCCCACCCCUCCAAUCCUUAUUUCCAUUCCCCCUCCCUCCUCUGCUGUCCAUCACCUAUAUCUUUCCCCCCAUAUGGUGUCCGUUCCUUAUAUGAGUCCCCCUUCUGUCCUUCCCCUAUAUCAGUCCCCUCUCUGGUGUUCAUUGCCUCUCUCUUAUCUCUUUUCUAUGUGGUCGCUCCCUUAUAUCUCUAUCACUUCUUUACUAGUCCGUCUUGACCCCUUCUCAUAGCCUCCGCAUUAGGUCUGCCUCCUUUGCUCUGACACAUGUCCAGUCGAGCCCUUCAGGUGUAUUCCCUUGCCCCUGGGCAUUUACCAUCAUUUCUGCCUCCUUUUCUAUCUACUCCUAUUAUUUGUCUCCCAGACCAUUCCUUGUCACCACAAGUCUGUGCCUACCCACUUUCCCUUAAUACCUCAACUCUUAUUAUCAUUUCUCUUUUCUUGUCUCCUCUACUUAUUGGGGUGUUGGAGAUUUGGGGUACAAAGACACAGGUUUUGAUGAUUAGAACAAGGGAUCCCCAUCUCAGCCCUUGAGGGAUUUCUCAUCCUAGUAAAAAUUUCCCGUUUCUCAGCCAUGUUGCUCUGCCUCUUGCAUCUGCCUCCCAGAAUCAUUCUUCACCAAGUCCAGACAGUAUGUGUGUGUGUGUUUCUAGAGUUGUUCCUAAGUUCCCUGCUGCCAGGAGAAAGAUGCCCUCUGAAGUCUAACCCGCCUCCCUUGGCUGCAGCCUGAACCAGCCCUUUCCCCAAAUGCUUAUGUGUAUCAACAGAUUUCUCCUCUGGGUAUACCAAGUGUCUAAGUGCGGUGGGCAUGUUGCCUGCAAUGUCUGUAGUUUCAGAGGCUAGGUAUUGGUGAUCUCUGUAUCUAGAGAACAUUAGUUAGUCUCUGAGAUGGGUUGAGAUAGAGUUUCAAAGUAUGUGGUUUCUAAAUGGUGGACAUUCUGAGGGUUCAUCGCUCACUGUGAUCUGGAGGUUGGGUAAAUUUGAGAGACAUAUUUAUAGACAGAAAAGGGCUGAAUUUGCAAAACUCUGCUACUCAGUGCAUUCUGUUGGAAUGAAGCUCAAAGACCAGUUCUCCUGCAGUAUACUCAUGGUUAUCCCAUAAAGGUGACAGAGUUUGAUCUUUUUUCCAUCUAAAAUCUGAUACCUUAAGCCUAAUUUCUAGCUCUUUGCUGUCGCCAAUGUGACAUCUCUCUUACUUCAAUAGGGCCUGUGUGGCAUUGGGGUUUAAAGGAGAGGCAGUUUGCAGGGAGAGCGGCAUGGCAAGAACAACAGAGCUGGGGAAGGAGGACCCUGGUCUCAUCUCAGCCAUAGGCGACACUUGGUCUACUGUUCUCUCUUCUCAAAGUUUUGUUCCCAUCUCCAGCUCUUGUCUUUGGAGGCCCCUCUGUGUCACCAGGCCUGGAUAUUCCAUUCUUUCCCCCUGACAUCUUUCUUCCUCAAGCUCCUCACUGUGCCUUGAGAAGGCUCCUGACCUAUGGAGUGGCUUCCAUCCUGUCCACUGAGACUAGGUGGGGUGAGGUGGUGGGGGCAGUGUUGAAUCUCUGGGCACUGAAUGGGAGAAGAGAUAAAUUUGGUCUCUACUUGUCCAAACAAGGGCAUAUUUCCCACCUUCUGCCCUGGGGCCUCCACAGCCAGAUGCCGACAAAAGCCAUCUUCUCCUUACCACCAGAAGAACCAGAACUUUCCCUAAAGGAUGAGCAGGGUUGAACUAGGGGAGGAGGGCACAGAGGAGGGAAGAGUUGGGAGGGGAGGCCCUCUCAUGUCUCUGACUGUGAACAGAUGUACGGGGACCCUCUAUGCACCGAACCCAAUACGUUCAUUCCCCGUAUGAUCGUCCUGGUUGGAACCCUCGGUUCUGCAUCAUCUCGGGGAACCAGCUGCUCAUGCUGGAUGAGGAUGAGAUACACCCCCUACUGAUCCGGGACCGGAGGAGCGAGUCCAGUCGCAACAAACUGCUGAGACGCACAGUCUCCGUGCCGGUGGAGGGGCGGCCCCACGGCGAGCAUGAAUACCACUUGGGUCGCUCGAGGAGGAAGAGUGUCCCAGGGGGGAAGCAGUACAGCAUGGAGGGUGCCCCUGCUGCGCCCUUCCGGCCCUCGCAAGGCUUCCUGAGCCGACGGCUAAAAAGCUCCAUCAAACGAACGAAGUCACAACCCAAACUUGACCGGACCAGCAGCUUUCGCCAGAUCCUGCCUCGCUUCCGAAGUGCUGACCAUGACCGGGCCCGGCUGAUGCAAAGCUUUAAGGAGUCACACUCUCAUGAGUCCUUGCUGAGUCCUAGCAGUGCAGCUGAGGCAUUGGAGCUCAACUUGGAUGAAGAUUCCAUUAUCAAGCCAGUGCACAGCUCCAUCCUGGGCCAGGAGUUCUGUUUUGAGGUAACAACUUCAUCAGGAACAAAAUGCUUUGCCUGUCGGUCUGCGGCCGAAAGAGACAAAUGGAUUGAGAAUCUGCAGCGGGCAGUAAAGCCCAACAAGGACAACAGCCGCCGGGUAGACAAUGUGCUAAAGCUGUGGAUCAUAGAGGCCCGGGAGCUGCCCCCCAAGAAGCGGUACUACUGUGAGCUCUGCCUGGAUGACAUGCUGUAUGCACGCACCACCUCCAAGCCCCGCUCUGCCUCUGGGGACACCGUCUUCUGGGGCGAGCACUUCGAGUUUAACAACCUGCCGGCUGUCCGUGCCCUGCGGCUGCAUCUGUACCGUGACUCAGACAAAAAGCGCAAGAAGGACAAGGCAGGCUAUGUCGGCCUGGUGACUGUGCCAGUGGCCACCCUGGCUGGGCGCCACUUCACAGAGCAGUGGUACCCUGUAACCCUGCCAACAGGCAGUGGGGGAUCUGGGGGCAUGGGUUCGGGAGGGGGAGGGGGCUCGGGGGGUGGCUCAGGGGGCAAGGGCAAAGGAGGUUGCCCGGCUGUGCGGCUGAAAGCACGUUACCAGACAAUGAGCAUCUUGCCCAUGGAGCUAUAUAAAGAGUUUGCAGAGUAUGUCACCAACCAUUAUCGGAUGCUGUGUGCAGUCUUGGAGCCCGCCCUGAAUGUCAAAGGCAAGGAGGAGGUUGCCAGUGCACUAGUUCACAUCCUGCAGAGUACAGGCAAGGCCAAGGACUUCCUUUCAGACAUGGCCAUGUCUGAGGUAGACCGGUUCAUGGAACGGGAGCACCUCAUAUUCCGCGAGAACACGCUUGCCACUAAAGCCAUAGAAGAGUAUAUGAGACUGAUUGGUCAGAAAUACCUCAAGGAUGCCAUUGGAGAAUUCAUCCGUGCUCUGUAUGAAUCUGAGGAAAACUGCGAGGUAGACCCUAUCAAGUGCACAGCAUCCAGUUUGGCAGAGCACCAGGCCAACCUGCGAAUGUGCUGUGAGUUGGCCCUGUGCAAGGUGGUCAACUCCCACUGCGUGUUCCCGAGGGAGCUGAAGGAGGUGUUUGCUUCGUGGCGGCUGCGCUGCGCAGAGCGAGGCCGGGAGGACAUCGCAGACAGGCUUAUCAGCGCCUCACUCUUCCUGCGCUUCCUCUGCCCAGCGAUUAUGUCGCCCAGUCUCUUUGGGCUUAUGCAGGAGUACCCAGAUGAGCAGACCUCACGAACCCUCACCCUCAUUGCCAAGGUCAUCCAGAACCUGGCCAACUUUUCCAAGUUUACCUCAAAGGAGGACUUUCUGGGCUUCAUGAAUGAGUUUCUGGAGCUGGAAUGGGGUUCCAUGCAGCAGUUUUUGUAUGAGAUCUCCAAUCUGGACACGCUAACCAACAGCAGUAGCUUUGAGGGUUACAUCGACUUGGGCCGAGAGCUCUCCACACUGCAUGCCCUACUCUGGGAGGUGCUGCCCCAGCUCAGCAAGGAAGCCCUCCUGAAGCUGGGUCCACUGCCCCGGCUCCUCAACGACAUCAGCACAGCUCUGAGGAACCCCAACAUCCAAAGGCAGCCAAGCCGCCAGAGUGAGCGGCCCCGGCCUCAGCCUGUGGUACUGCGGGGGCCAUCGGCUGAGAUGCAGGGCUACAUGAUGCGGGACCUCAACAGCUCCAUCGACCUUCAGUCCUUCAUGGCUCGAGGCCUCAACAGCUCUAUGGACAUGGCUCGCCUCCCCUCCCCAACCAAGGAAAAGCCACCCCCACCACCGCCUGGUGGUGGUAAAGACCUGUUCUAUGUAAGCCGUCCACCCCUGGCCCGUUCCUCACCAGCAUACUGCACGAGCAGCUCGGACAUCACAGAGCCAGAGCAGAAGAUGCUGAGUGUCAACAAGAGUGUGUCCAUGCUGGACUUACAGGGUGAUGGGCCUGGUGGCCGCCUCAACAGCAGCAGUGUUUCGAACCUGGCGGCCGUAGGGGACCUGCUGCACUCAAGCCAGGCCUCGCUGACAGCAGCCUUGGGGCUACGGCCUGCGCCUGCCGGACGCCUCUCCCAGGGGAGUGGCUCAUCCAUCACGGCGGCUGGCAUGCGCCUCAGCCAGAUGGGUGUCACCACAGACGGUGUCCCUGCCCAGCAACUGCGAAUCCCCCUCUCCUUCCAGAACCCUCUCUUCCACAUGGCUGCUGAUGGGCCAGGUCCCCCAGGCGGCCAUGGAGGGGGCGGUGGCCAUGGCCCACCUUCCUCCCAUCACCACCACCACCACCAUCACCACCACCGAGGUGGAGAGCCCCCUGGGGACACCUUUGCCCCAUUCCAUGGCUAUAGCAAGAGUGAGGACCUCUCUUCCGGGGUCCCCAAGCCCCCUGCUGCCUCCAUCCUUCAUAGCCACAGCUACAGUGAUGAGUUUGGACCCUCUGGCACUGACUUCACCCGUCGGCAGCUUUCACUCCAGGACAACCUGCAGCACAUGCUGUCCCCUCCCCAGAUCACCAUUGGUCCCCAGAGGCCAGCCCCCUCAGGGCCUGGAGGUGGGAGCGGUGGGGGCAGCGGUGGGGGUGGCGGGGGCCAGCCGCCUCCAUUGCAGAGGGGCAAGUCUCAGCAGUUGACAGUCAGCGCAGCCCAGAAACCCCGGCCAUCCAGCGGGAAUCUAUUGCAGUCCCCAGAGCCAAGUUAUGGCCCCGCCCGUCCACGGCAACAGAGCCUCAGCAAGGAGGGCAGCAUUGGGGGCAGCGGGGGCAGCGGUGGCGGAGGGGGUGGGGGGCUGAAGCCCUCCAUCACCAAGCAGCAUUCUCAGACACCAUCCACAUUGAACCCCACAAUGCCAGCCUCUGAGCGGACAGUGGCCUGGGUCUCCAACAUGCCUCACCUGUCGGCUGACAUCGAGAGUGCCCACAUCGAGCGGGAAGAGUACAAGCUCAAGGAGUACUCAAAAUCGAUGGAUGAGAGCCGGCUGGAUAGGGUGAAGGAGUACGAGGAGGAGAUUCACUCACUGAAAGAGCGGCUGCACAUGUCCAACCGGAAGCUGGAAGAGUAUGAGCGGAGGCUGCUGUCCCAGGAAGAACAAACCAGCAAAAUCCUGAUGCAGUAUCAGGCCCGACUGGAGCAGAGUGAGAAGAGGCUAAGGCAGCAGCAGGCAGAGAAGGAUUCCCAGAUCAAGAGCAUCAUUGGCAGGCUGAUGCUGGUGGAGGAGGAGCUGCGCCGGGACCACCCCGCCAUGGCUGAGCCGCUGCCAGAACCCAAGAAGAGGCUGCUCGACGCUCAGGUGGAGAGGCAGCUUCCCCCCUUGGGUCCAACAAACCCGCGUGUGACGCUGGCCCCACCGUGGAAUGGCCUGGCCCCCCCAGCCCCACCACCCCCACCCCGGCUGCAGAUUACGGAGAACGGCGAGUUCCGAAACACCGCAGACCACUAGCCCACCCAGCAUCAGAGACCUUCUCUUCCUUUCCUGUGCACCCCACCCUGUAACAGCACCAACCACCAGGAUUGGACAUCACCGAGGAACAGCGGGAUUGCCUCCCCGAAUGCCUCCCUGGGAGGCACACUGAUUGCCCACCCCCACCACUGCACCAUUUCCAGGAGGGAGAGUGGGGACCCUCAGCCGCCCCCUUUUCCUUCCCAUUGGGGUGCUGCCCUCUCUUUGACCCCCAGGGACCCUUGCCCCAGGACACCGCCUACCCCGUACAGACCCCUUCACUCCGGGGUGCUAUCCCCAUCCUCUGCCUCAUCGUUCCCCUGAGCACUGGGGGACAGACCCUCACCCCCACCCUGGGGGUGUGGCACCUCCAAACUUUCAACUUCAGGGUGAUUUUUUUAGCAGUAACCAGAGCUGACAAUCUAACUCCCCUCCACCGCCCCAUUUUGGCCUCCCCUGCCCCCCUUGUUAUGGGGAGGGGACCCCGGGUGAGGGGGCCCUAUUACCCCUUGAUUUCUCAGGAGCGUCUGGGGGGGCUCAGCACGCACAAACUCCUUCUCCUUCUACCACUCUUAAAUUUACUCCCUCCCCACCCAGAACCCAGAUGGGGUGGAGGGGGCCACCGGGGCAGGGAGGGGGCGGCAAGGGGGGAAUGGGAGUUGUCUCCCCUUCUCCCCACACCUGAUCUGCUCUCGGCUGGUCCCAGAGCGGGGUGAGGGGGCUUAUGCCCCCCCCUCCCCCAGUGUGUUGGGUGGGGUGGAAUUGAGGUUAGGGUGAGGGGUCAGGGUUUAGGAGGGUGUGUAUGUUGGGAGGACAGGCUAGUUGAUCUGUCCUACUCUGACACACAGUCCCCUCUGCCCCUUCCUUCUCUCUUCUUGGUCUCUACUCCCAGGGGGAGGGGGGAACUUACUCUAGGAAAAGCCAUGUCUCUCUCCCCCAGGGUGGGGGGACCUGUGUUGGAGGAGGGGUGUUGGGGGGCCCCCUUCCAUGACUCUGUCCCCUGGGGGAGGUAGGACAGGGCUGGGCUUCCCUCUCAUCCUCCCCCUCCCAAUCUCCUUCCACCUCCCUCCCUCCCGCCAGCUCCACGAUUUUUCGGUGUUUCUCUGUACAUAGUUUUCUGGCGGGAUAGGGGAGGUAGGAUGGAUGGGGUUUGGGGUGGGUAGGCCAUGGGAGGGGAGAAGCCCCUCCUUGGCACCCCCUCUUCCCUGACUGCUGUCCCCUACCCAGCCUUGCCCCCUUCAUCCUUUUGCGUUUGGUAUUGAGACUCUCCUAGACUCUACUCCUCUUUCUUUUGUAUGGACAGUUCCCCUUCAGUCCCAUCCCCCUACACAUACACCCAGCCGGGGCCAAAUUUAUACUUAUAUAAAAGUUGUAAAUAUGUGAAAUUUUAUCCCUGUGCCCUUUCCCCACCUCAGGCCCUACCCCUGGACCCUCCCCAACCUUCCUUCUCUCUUCUUUGGCUGUUGUAAUUAUCUGGGGUUUGUACUGUACAUAUCCGGGGUGUGUGUGUGUGGGCUGGGGGCAACCCUUCUGUACAGAGCUUCCUGGCCCCCUCCCCCCCCGCCCCUCUGCUUCCCUCCCCACCCACCACCUCAAGGGUAGGGAGUUGCUCUUCCUACCUGUUUUAUUUUGUUUUCUCGUUCUCCCUCCCCACCCCACUCCCAGCCUUAUCUAUCCCCCCUCACUGUCCCCUUUUCUCCACUCCCAGCCCCAUUUCCUUUUUUUCUGGAGUGUGUGGUGAAACAGAAAAAAACAUGUUUAAUAAACGGAGAUUGUUCUUUUA